GUGGAAAUGAACAGUCCAAUCCAGGAACCAGAUUUUGACGGAUUUGAUUUCCCAGAAAAAAAUAAAAUUGAUACUACUGAAGAAAACGAAACUGGAUUGCCAAUAUUAGAGGAACAAAUAAAUAUUGUUAAAUCAUUGGAGCGUGUGUCGGAAGAGUUGCCACAGUGUGAAGUCUGUUCGCAGCAAUUUUUAACGAAAAAAGAGCUAAGAUCUCACAUAACUCUCCACCUUGGACAGCCUAGAGUUGUAUUAAAAAGGUGUUCAAAUUUGCAUUUGGUAAAAAAAAAAGAAAAAGACAAAUACAGUUUGACUCAGGAGAAAAAAGGUUCGCUUAAAUUAACACUGAAGAAACAAAAUCAUCGUGAUUUUGCGGUAAUAAGCCGUGAUUUGGAUUUCGACAGUGAUAAUUCAGAGUCUGAAGAGGUGGCAGGUUUAAAAAAAAAUAAUAAAAACGAGAAGGAGGAGGAGGAGCAUGAGGACACUUUGGAUGGCAAUAAUGGCGAACAGACAGAUCAACCUCCACAUGAAUUUGAAAAUGUGAUGGUUAAUGAAGACGAUAAUUAUCAGGAUGAUAAUUAUGAUAACAAUGAUGAGGAUAAUUUUCUUGAAGAUAAUGAAGAAAGACCAUCCGUGGAAAUUAACGAAGGUGAUUCUGGGGUAGGGAGUGAUAUGGCCAAUACUUGUGAAAAAGAUGAUCAAAAUGUUGAUGAUUUACAUAACGUAGAUAAUUAUCAGCACGAAGAUGAUGAUAGAAAUAAUAUAGAAGAACCUGAUGACCCAGAAGAAUCAGACCCCAUUGACGCAACUUACAGGGAAACUAUUGAGAAUUUAAAAAAAAUUGGUGAACAAACUAGUCCCGAUGAAUCAUCAUCAGACGCAAUGACCUCCCGGAUAAACGACAACGACGCCUUGAAAUUACUCUCCAAUAACUCAGCAAUAGAGCUUUACCCGGCAAAAAAAACUUCCAGCAAACCUACCAAAAAUAACAACGAAGCCCUGCGGAUAAACUCAACAAUGAAUUGGAACCAGAUCGAAAACCUAUCCUCCAGAGACAAUGACAGUGACGAGCAUGUAAAUAAAGAUGGUGAAGCGUCCAAAGACAACGCAGACAACAGCACCGAGGCGGGUUUGUUGCUGCAAAAUUUGCUAACAGAGCAUCAUCACAGGAAAAACAACGAGGAAAGAUCUUCUCAAAAUUCCUCCGUGGAAACUGAGUACGUAUCCCUCGAAAGACUAGCUGAGACAGUGAACAAAUGUCGUGUGUGCAAUGAAAAAUUUAACGACAUAACAAUGCUGGAUGAUCACAGAUUAAAAGCCGGUCACUAUCAGUGCAACGUACCAGAUUGUUCAUCUCUAGUGUUCACAACGUCCGGUGAAUUAUCGCUGCACAAAUUACAGUCACAUGAACCUCAUAAUAACAAUCAUCCUCUAUCCCCAACAAUAAGUAUUAUCCCAUCCCAAGUGAACCACCAAUUAUCUCCUAGAAUUACUGAAAGUGCUGCUAGUUUAGGACACAACUCCCCCGGGAUGACAAACCAUCGUUCUCCGUCGACUAUUUCUCCUCAUACAAACUCUCCUCAUAAUUUAUCCCCGCAUCCAAUGAGUUUAGACCCUUUGAACCCGCUCCAAUUAAAUCGUUCCUCGCCGCUGGCUUCUCAUCAAACCCACUCGCCUUCAUAUUCCUCCCAGCACCACCAUCUCCAACAACAACAACAACAUCACCAGCAGCAAGACCACCACUCGCUUCAUCAUCAGCAGCAGAUGAUUCCUCCGAUAAAUUUCGACCAACUACCACCUCCAGUACAACAGUUGGCCCAGCAAGUCCAACGAAUGGCACUACCACAGUCCCAAAUGCCUCCAACAUUACCACCGGGUGCUAAUACGAUGAUACCUGGGCCAAAUUACUUCGUUCAACCUUCGGGCAGGCCUCCGAUGUACCACCGCAUGCCUGGUGGUCCGGGGCAUCAACCAGGUAGUCAUCCACCGCACAAUAUGCAGUAUCCACCUCACUUGGCCCACAUAUACGGUCCCCAGUAUGGCGGACCGUACUCUCAGUACCCGGGCCCGUCCCAAAUGCACCCACAAAUGCAGCAGCAGCUUCAGCAAAUGCAACAGCAGCAACAACAACAACAGCAGCAGCAGCAGCAGCAGCAGCAGCAGACUAGAGGAAGAUAUCCCCCAAGUAUGAUGGCAAAUCCAAGAGGUCCAAGACCGAUGGUUCCUAACCAGGUGCCUAGGCCGAGGCUCAAGAGACCUCUGCUUCCGCAACCUCCCCCGGCUCAAGGCCAGCCUCAGCAGAGAGGUACGGAAGCUAGCACUAGUAAGCAGAGGAGGAUGGAUCUGUUGAUUCCUGAUAGGAAUGAAGACGCGGAUUGUCAUGUUAUUGCGCAGCAGAAGAGGAAUGAUGGAGUGCCGAUUAUUCAGAAUGUCCAGGGGGCUACUGGACAGCCGAGUACUAGGAACGACUCUACUAUUCAUUUAACUGAUUCUAUUACUCUCAGUGUUCGUCAACCUGGUUCCACUCCAGCUCAAGUGCAGAAUCCAGGGACAACUCCUGCGAAAAAAACGGACGCUAAAGCCGUAGCUAAUGUUUUGGCGGCUCGAGGCAUCACGGUGACACCUACGGCGAAUAAAAACAAAACUGGGGAACAGCAGAAGCAACAAUCACCGGCGCAACAACAGCAACAACCGCAGCAACCUCAACGGACUGCGGCCUCGACCUCGCCUUCGGUUACCGCUCUAAAUUUAAACUCUGCCAUUUCUAUUAUUCCUGCGAGUACUCAGAGAAAGCAGCAGCAGGCGUCACAACAACAGCAAUCGCAACAGCAGGACCAGCAGUUUGCAGUACCUCAAAAUAAACAGAGCAAACAGACUAAUCAAGAGAUCGAGAGGCCGCCUAGACCGCCGACGAUUGAUCUUACUCAAGAGUCAAGUCCGUUGAUGGCUCAUACAAGAAGAGGAAGACCAACCAGAGCUGCAUUAACCUGCCAAAUAUGCGAUAAAAGUUUUCAAAAUCAAGAAAUUUUAGUUCAACACAUGGCAUCUCAUCGCACGUCAAAUAAAUUAGACUAUAAAUGUAAUCUUUGUACAGCGGCGUAUCCAACGUCACAAGGUUUAGUUUUGCACAAGCAGAGCUACCACAAGGAAUUGGACAGCGCUCCAACAAAUGGUGGCACAGAGUUAGCGAUUCCAGUGGUAGAUUUAAAGUCACCGCAAACGUUGUCCCGAUUGACUAGUUUGGGUAUUCAAAGUUACAUACCUCUGUCGCAAUUGAGUGCACAAACUGGUGGUUAUUUUGCAUUACCAAUAGUUACUAUAGACAGUCCUCGUAAUCCUAACUCGUGUAAUCUAGGUGCACUUGGUGCUACGUCGAUACUAAGUUUAGGGCCUUUAAAACACCUGUCUAACAGGUAA
Molecule: messenger RNA, 3414 nt
Organism: Cotesia congregata
Lineage: Eukaryota; Metazoa; Arthropoda; Insecta; Hymenoptera; Braconidae
Source: the annotation of a GenBank genome assembly